GACUUGACUGUGUGGAGGAGGAAAAAGCUGCCCUUUCUUUACUUUUUUUCAACCCCUUCCUUGCCUGAAACUACACUGCAUUGCCCAGCACUGAAUCAUCAACAUUACAUUCAUCAGGACUGCAGCAGCAGCAGCAGCAGAGUCAGACUCGCAGAAGCAGAGAUGACAGAGAGAACACAGACAGAAGAGACUACUGUUGCUGCUGCUGCUUCUGUCAGAGAGUCAUGAGACAGACUGACUUGGUCAUUCAUCCUUCUCUCUCCCUCACUUACUUUCUCUCAC
This is a messenger RNA of Linum tenue, 282 nucleotides long. The record is from the annotation of a GenBank genome assembly. Lineage: Eukaryota; Viridiplantae; Streptophyta; Magnoliopsida; Malpighiales; Linaceae.